GAGUUCUCCACUUACUUAGUUGGUGUCGUCAGGACGGCGACGUUCUCCUCCGAGCCGCCGCCGAACCCGUCCUGCCCGCCCGGCCGGCCUCCGAGCGGAGCCGAACCGGAGGCGCCAUGCCGGUCCGAAAGAAAGACGCCCAGCGCGCACUGUCCCUGCUGGAGGAAUACCGAGCCAAACUCCAGCAUGCCGACGAGCGCCAGCUGCGCGUUUCCAUCCAGAGGGUCAUCGACGUCUUCCAGAGCAACCUCUUCCAGGCCCUCAUAGACAUCCAAGAGUUUUACGAAGUGACCUUAUUGGACAGUGAGAGGUGGGCGGAGUCUUCCAAGGCACCAGAGGGCGUGGCUCCCGUCAAUGUGUGGGACUUCUCCAGCCUUCAGAGCGCCACCGUCACCUCCGACACGCUGCCCAGCCUUAGCACCAGCAUCGAGGACUCAGCCCUGCUAAACGAAAUCCUGCUUGUGUUGGUGCAGGCCUCGCGUUUGCCAAAGCGUGACGUUCAAAAGUACCGGCACCACGAUGAGGACUCGUCGCCUCAGGAGGACCGGAGCUCCCCGCAGCUCACAGAGGAGGCGGGCGGUCCGGAGCUGGUCCAGGUGGCCGAGAAGAACCUGUCCCAGAUCGAGAACGUGCACGGAUACGUCACCCACGCGCACAUCUCCCCCAUGAAGGUGGCGUCGCUGGAGUGCGUGCUUGACGGCUCGCCAUCGUUAGGACGCCCGGAGCUCCCCUCCUCCCCCGCACCCUCCUCCCUCUACCCUCACGGUGACGACAGCCCCCUCCCGUCCUGCUCCUCCAACCCCUACCCCCCCGUCCAGGCCAACCCUCCUCCUGUACUGGUCAACGCAGACAGCCUGGACACGCCCCCUUACGUGAACGGCACCGAGGCGGACUGCGAGUACGAGGAGAUCACAUUGGAGAGGGGUAAUUCGGGUCUGGGCUUCAGCAUCGCGGGCGGCGUCGACAACCCGCACAUCGGCGACGACCCCAGCAUCUUCAUCACCAAAGUCAUCGCGGGGGGUGCCGCCGCACAAGAUGGACGCCUCAGGGUGAACGACGUCAUCCUGCGCGUCAACGACGCGGACGUCCGCGACGUGACGCACAGUCGUGCCGUGGAGGCGCUGAAGGAGGCGGGCUCUCUGGUCCGACUGUACGUGCGGCGGCGGAAGCCGAUGGGGGACAAAGUCGUUGACGUCAAACUCGUCAAAGGACCCAAAGGUCUGGGCUUCAGCAUCGCGGGGGGCGUGGGCAACCAGCACAUCCCGGGAGACAACAGCAUCUACGUCACCAAGAUCAUCGAGGGCGGCGCCGCGCACAGAGACUCCCGACUGCAGAUUGGAGACAAACUUCUGGCUGUGAACAGUUGCUGUCUGGAGGAGGUGAGUCACGAGCACGCCGUGACGGCCUUGAAGAACACGCCCGAUGUGGUCUACCUCAAAGUGGCCAAGCCCAACACCGUCUUCAUCGGCGACGUCGCUAACUCGUUCUCUCAGCACCUGGAGAAUCAUAUCAGCUCUCCCAACUUCCUGUCUCAGCCCCUCGCCCCGCCGACUUCAUCCGGACGCUAUUCGCCGACGCCCAAGAGCAUGCCGGGAGAUGACGACGUUGCACGCAGGGAGCCCCGCAAGGUGGUCCUGCACCGCGGCACCACAGGUUUGGGCUUCAACAUCGUGGGCGGCGAGGACGGCGAAGGCAUCUUCAUCUCCUUCAUCCUGGCCGGAGGACCCGCCGACCUCUGUGGGGAGCUGAGGAAGGGAGACCGCCUCGUAUCCGUGAACGGCGUGGACCUCCGCAGCGCCACACACGAGCAGGCCGCCGCCGCGCUCAAGAACGCCGGGCAGACGGUCACCAUCAUGGCGCACUACAGGCCCGAGGAGUACAGUCGCUUCGAGGCCAAGAUCCACGACCUGAGAGAGCAGAUGAUGAACAGCAGCAUCAGCUCAGGAUCAGGAUCUCUGAGGACCAGCCACAAGAGGUCGCUAUACGUCAGGGCCCUGUUCGACUACGACAAGACUCGGGAUUCGGGUCUUCCCAGUCAGGGUCUCAACUUCAAGUUCGGGGACAUCCUGCACGUGGUCAACGCCUCCGAUGACGAGUGGUGGCAAGCCAGGCACACGGCGGCCGCGGGAGACGUCGAGGAGGUCGGCGUCAUACCCAGCAAGAGGAGGGUGGAGAAGAAAGAGCGAGCGAGGUUGAAGACGGUCAAGUUCAACCCCAAGUCUCGAGAGCGCGGGUCGUCGGGCGACAAGCGUAAAAAAGGCGUGUUCGCAAGAUCCUUCCUGUUCGGGAAGAGUCGCGACGCCAGCGAGCAGGAGAGCAGCGACGUCGAGCAACACGCGACCUCCAACGCCAGCGAUAGCGAAAGUAGCUACCGAGGCCAGGAGGAGUUUGUCCUGUCGUACGAAGCUGUCACGCAACUAGAAGUGGGAUACACGCGGCCGGUCAUCAUCCUCGGCCCCAUGAAGGACCGCAUCAAUGACGACCUCAUCUCGGAAUUUCCCGACAAGUUUGGCUCGUGCGUCCCGCACACCACGCGGCCCAAACGCGACUACGAGGUGGACGCUCGCGAUUAUCACUUCGUGGCGUCGCGUGAGCAGAUGGAGAAGGACAUCCAGGAGCACAAGUUCAUCGAGGCGGGCCAGUACAACAACCACCUGUACGGAACCAGCGUCCAAUCGGUGCGCGAGGUCGCCGACAAGGGUAAACACUGCAUCCUGGACGUGUCGGGCAACGCCAUCAAGCGCCUGCAGGCCGCGCUGCUUCAUCCCAUCGCCAUCUUCAUCAAACCCAAGUCCGUCGAGAACAUCAUGGAGAUGAACAAGCGUCUGACGGAGGAUCAAAGCAGGAAGACGUUUGAGCGAGCUGCCAAGUUGGAACACGAGUUCACCGAACAUUUCACAGCCAUCGUGCAGGGCGACACCCUGGAGGAGAUUUACGAGCAGAGCAAGCAGAUCAUUGAGGAUCAUUCGGGAUCUUUGAUCUGGGUGCAGUCCAAGGAGAAGCUAUGAAAGCGGACAGAUUAGCAAACGUCCUCCUCCCCCCCUCUCACCCCAAAAAGCAAAAAGACGCAGUUCCCCCCCACACCCCCCUUCGUCUUUUGUCGAAAGCAAGUUGUCACGUGGACGCUUUAAGGAGCGUGUCUGUGCGUCAGCCCCGCCCCUCCCUCUGCCCACAUUAACCCUUUAAUGAGCUCACAUGAGGGGGAGGAGUCAACGACUUUACUCACGAGCUAGCCGACACUUUUCCUUGUGGCAUUGUUACGCACGGUGGCAUGAGGGGGGCGCGCGAGAACGAAAAGUUGAACCUGCUCAGCGGCCUAUUUUCUUAUCAACAGAAACUACAAAGUCUAUAUUGAUCGAUCGUCAUUAUUAUCACUGUAGAAGAUUUCAAUAUGAUCACUUCCUGUCUUAUUUUUCUUUUUUAACCAAAUAAAGCUCAAACAGGAA
This is a messenger RNA of Phyllopteryx taeniolatus (common seadragon), 3446 nucleotides long. It is a transcript of the gene dlg1b, whose product is annotated as discs large MAGUK scaffold protein 1b. Gene Ontology annotation, molecular function: kinase binding. Gene Ontology annotation, cellular component: neuromuscular junction; neuron projection; postsynaptic density membrane. Gene Ontology annotation, biological process: neurotransmitter receptor localization to postsynaptic specialization membrane; chemical synaptic transmission. Bases 117 to 3008 code for a protein of 963 amino acids. NCBI's taxonomy places the organism in Eukaryota, Metazoa, Chordata, Actinopteri, Syngnathiformes, Syngnathidae. The transcript has 26 exons. The record is from RefSeq and is a predicted model, not a curated record.